AUGGCGUAGAAACACUAAAAGCAAGUGGCCCCACUGUUAAGCGGUUUGUAGUCGGGGGCGGAAUUGAAAUUAUUAGCAAACAAAUCGAAACACGGGAGCACGACGUUAGCUCUGUGUCCAAAGCGCUUUUGUGAAAGUACUCCCCGUUCUGCAAUUUCCCGUGCAAUUUUCCGCAAUGGCUGCGCACUUUUUUCGCACUGCAUUUUACGCAACGGCGGCGAGAAAAUCGAUGAGCCUGCCCUUCGCCGGACGGACAGCCGCAACUCUAGCCGUGGGCCUGUCCUUUGGUGCGCAAAAUAGCCGGGCAGCCGUGCCGUACGAGAAUGUCUACGCGGACAGCUUUUUCGGGGGCUGCCAAACCCAGGGACUGCUGAAGAGCCCCCAAAUCCGCCAGAUCCAGCCCCCGCUGAUCAGGAACUUUUCGAGCUUGCAGACAGGCCAUCAGCAGCAGCAGCCGGUUCCGAAUAGCGCCAUGGCCCCGUCGAAGAAUCGUCGGUAUAUAUCCUCGCAGGAUAUUACCAAGAAUAUGACUCUGUACACCAACAACAAGACUCAAAUCGAGGUGGAUCCCAAGACGCUGGCCUUUAAGAAACCAACUGGCAACCCACUGGUCCUCAUGAUGGCCUGGCUGAUGGCCAAGCAGAAGCAUCUGAAGAAGUACGCCCAGAUUUACACGGAGAUGGGAUUCGAUGUGGUGGUGGUCCACAUUACGCCCUGGCAAUUGCUCUGGCCGGUCAAGGGAACUCAGGUGGUGGCCGCUGAGACUCUGCGAUUUUUGGAGAACAACCAGUCGUAUGAACCGAUCGUGAUGCAUGGUUUUUCUGUGGGCGCCUACCAAUUGGGCGAGAUCAUGCUACAGAUGUCACGCGACAUGGAUCGCUAUGGCAGCAUCUUGGAGCGUUUUGUGUGCCAGAUUUGGGACAGCGCCGCCGACAUCACCGAGAUCCCAGUGGGUGUGCCCAAAUCGAUUUUCCCAAGAAACGAGCGCAUGCAGAGCGCCCUGCGCAACUAUACGCUGUACCACAUGAAGACAUUCCACAACCAGGCCACCAUCCACUAUAUGCGAUCCAGCCAGAUGUUCCACUCCACACUGCUCAAGGCCCCAGCGCUGUUCUUCGUGUCCGACAACGAUCCCAUUGGCCCGCCAUCCUCCAACCAGGCGGUGCGCGAGAACUGGGAGCGUGCAGACAUUAAGGUGACUUUCAAGCGCUGGGAGCGAUCCCAGCAUGCUGCCCACUUCAUGAAGCAUCGCGAUGAGUAUCUGCAGACGCUUUUCAAUCACUUGGAGACCUGUGGUGUCCUGGAGGCCAUCGGCGUGCCCAAGCGCGCCAAGUUGUAGGCGUCUCUUUUGCAGAGUCGCUGACGAAUUCGGUGAUAUACAUUUAUUCAAAAAUCAACGCGAUUACGAUUUUAUCCUAGAUGCUAAGACCUAAAGUUUAACGAGAAAAUUAAAACCAAUGUCCUCUUGGAAUGAUUAUGAUCUGUGUGUCUUUCGCAAGACAGAAUCUUCAAGCGCCCGCAAGGGAAAUUCCUAGGCUAAGCUUAAUGUCGUACUCUAUCAACACACAGAAAAAUGCUCUAUGCCUCUAUAUUGUUAUAUUGUGAGAUCGCUGCAAAACGGCUAAAUAAAGUAAUUUAAAUAGUAAA
Messenger RNA from Drosophila rhopaloa, 1647 nucleotides. Its product is annotated as transmembrane protein 53. Bases 176 to 1339 code for a protein of 387 amino acids. The transcript has 5 exons. Lineage: Eukaryota; Metazoa; Arthropoda; Insecta; Diptera; Drosophilidae. Gene Ontology annotation, molecular function: serine hydrolase activity. The record is from RefSeq and is a predicted model, not a curated record.